CGGUGGUAUCGAGUAAAAAAGCGAAGAAGAGAUUUUUUUUUGCAAAAACGUCUUGUGAGCUAAAUUCGGAUUUGCUUAUUGAUAAUUACUGUAAUUUACAAUUAACUUAGUAGGCACACGUGAAGCAAAUGUCGCUUUUUCGCAAACCCAAGAAAAUACAGCGACGGGUUUUCUCCAGCAAUGCAGACGAAGACGAGGAUGUUUCGGCUGUGGACAUCCAUGGAGAAUUGGAAACGCCCCCACCCCCGCCGCCAAUAAUCUCAUCCGGCAAACGUGACAAAGAUAAAAUAAAAAAAACAAUUCGACAAUCCGAUGACAGUGGAGCAAUAUCUGGCGGAGUUGCCGUCCAACAAAAGCCAAAAGCUCUUCUCAGCUUUGCUGACGAUGAGGACGAUGGAGAAGUGUUCCAAGUGCGCAAAUCUUCGCACAGUAAGAAAGUAAUGCGAAUGCUGGACAAGGAGCGUCGCAAAAAGAAGCGCGAGGAACGAGCGGAAAUAACUGGACACAGCGGACAUUUUGGUUAUGAGAAUGGUGGUAAUACACAGCAUUUAGAGUCGUCCAGUGCCACUUCGGAUUUGGCUUCGGUCUCUUCUUCGGCUUCGGGUUCUGGUGCUGCUGGUUCAGCCAAUCUCUCUAGUAGAUAUAAAUGUACUUCGAUAGCUAGCGACAAUGCGAGCGUACAAAGUAAAAGUAAAAAGUGUGAUAAUGAUAUGAUCCAAACCGAAAUACGCACAGACGACUUUGUGCUUGUGGUCAAGAAGUCGGAAACUCCAGAUGUGCUAUUAAAUGGACGCGCCGCUCUAUGUGCUGGUCGCGAUGAUAUGAGCGAUGAUGAUGAAUUUGAUGAUGGCGAAAGCGAUAAGACACGCCAUCGGUUCUCAAAGCCGGAGCACUUAAAGCAAAUGCUUGAGAGCGGCUCUAUACCAGAUGCUGCAAUGAUACACGCGGCACGAAAACGUAGACAGCGGGCCAGAGAGCAAGGAGCCGUGGAUUACAUACCCAUUGAGGAGCCGAAGGAAACGCCAAAGCUGAGUACACGAUUGCCACGCGAGGAUGUAGAGGGCGAUCAGUCGGACGAUGAGGAGCGCAUGGAUAUGAACGACAUAACGGGUCUCAAGGAGCGCGAAGAGCGUCGCGAACAAUUCUAUGCCGUUGAGAAUGAUUUAACUGAGGAAGAUUCCGAUCGCGAAAUGCACGAAUGGGAGAAUCAGCAAAUACGAAAAGGCGUUACGGGUGCUCAGCUGGUUCACGCCCAGCAUGAGACUGUGCUAUCGCGCUUCAUGAUCAAGCCGGCAGCGAACAGUGGAGCAGAUGAUGGAGCUUUCGAGAUGGAUGUGGAUCCAGUGACGCCAUCAACUGCGACGUUGCUGGAACAGGCCUAUGCGAAGACCAACCUGGACAAAAAUAGUAUAAUGGCAGCCAACAUUCGUGCCACUCUCCAUAAAGCCAAGCGAGAGAAAGCGAAGGCAACCGCGCUGCGUACUCCACAGGAGAUGCGCUCCACGAUAGUAAUGCGUCUUACGGAAUUGCGGGAGCGGAACGAUGAACACAAUGCGAGCAUCACGCGCAUCGAAGCGGAACUGAAGUCUUUGAAGCUGAAGCAGAGCGAGUGCAAACAGAAUGCGCCCACGGCGGCAGCUAAAUAUAAAUUCUACCAGGAGAUUAAGUGCUAUGUGAACGAUCUGAUAGAUUGUCUGGCAGCCAAAUCUCCGUUGAUAAACGAUCUGGAGAAACGCGCUCUGCAGCUCUACAGCAAGAAUCAACGCUAUUUGGUUAAUCGAAGGCGGCAGGAUGUCCGCGAUCAGGCCAAGGAAAUGGCGGAGGCCUCAAAACCAGUGCAAGCGGCAGCACGUCGAACACCGGAAUAUGAGGAGCAAGUGCGUCGAGCAGCUGAGCGGGAAGGCCGACGCACACGUCGACGUUGCGAACGUGAACGCAAUUAUUUGUUAGCCACCCACCUGGAUGGCAUGUCCAGCGAUGACGAGAUUGCCGAUCAACAACAGGAACAGUGCGUCGCGACGAAAGCCCUGAUCGAAGCGCAAGCGGCUGAGGUCUUUGAGGACGUCAAUGAUGACUUCUGCAAAGUUGAUCUGAUACUCAUGAAGUUUUAUGCGUGGCGUAAGACAGACAUGAGUUCGUAUCAGGACGCAUUUGUUAGUCUAUGUCUGCCCAAGCUUCUCGCACCACUGGUGCGUCACGAGCUCCUGCUCUGGUCACCUUUGCUGGAGGAAUACACGGACAUUGAGACAAUGCAUUGGUAUCAAGCCUGUAUGCUUUACGCCUGCCAGUCGGAUGAAACGGUUGAGCAACUCAAACAGGAUCCAGACCUCAACCUUGUGCCUUCACUUAUAGAAAAGAUUGUGUUGCCCAAAGUGAAUUCUUUGGUCGCGGAAUGCUGGGAUCCAUUGUCCACGACACAAACGCUACGUCUUGUCGGCUUUAUCAAUCGUCUGACUCGUGAAUUCCCGCUCAGCAGCAGCAGUAAGCAACUAAAAAAGCUUUUCGAGUCAAUUAUGGAACGCAUGCGAUUCGCACUCGAAAAUGAUGUUUUCAUACCCAUCUUUCCUAAACAGGUGCAGGAGGCCAAGGGCUCGUUCUUUCAGCGUCAGUUUUGCAGUGGGCUUAAACUGUUUCGCAACUUCCUUAGCUGGCAGGGCAUACUGGCAGACAAGCCCUUAAGGGAGCUAGCUAUUGGAGCUCUGUUGAAUCGCUAUCUGCUAAUGGCCAUGCGCGUGUGCACACCAAAUGAUGCUAUUAGCAAAGUCUCGAUUAUUGUGAAUACUCUGCCAACGGUUUGGUUGCUGACCAACAGUGAUACGCUAAAGAAUUUGGAGUUGUUUAUUAGCUAUAUACGACAAACGCUGGACAAUUGCGAUGCAACUAACCCACUUCUCGCGUAUGCAAUCCUGCGAUAAGGCGAAGCAGAUACUACAAAGACUACAUAGCUUAUAAA
Messenger RNA from Drosophila navojoa, 2953 nucleotides. Its product is annotated as PAX3- and PAX7-binding protein 1. Gene Ontology annotation, biological process: mRNA splicing, via spliceosome; spliceosomal complex disassembly. The record is from RefSeq and is a predicted model, not a curated record. Gene Ontology annotation, molecular function: DNA binding. Gene Ontology annotation, cellular component: nucleus; U2-type post-mRNA release spliceosomal complex. Lineage: Eukaryota; Metazoa; Arthropoda; Insecta; Diptera; Drosophilidae.